Molecule: messenger RNA, 1473 nt
Organism: Fraxinus pennsylvanica
Lineage: Eukaryota; Viridiplantae; Streptophyta; Magnoliopsida; Lamiales; Oleaceae
Source: the annotation of a GenBank genome assembly
AUGAUCGACCAGUUUAUUAAUUUUGUCAUUCGCCCACCCAGGGCAGAAUAUAACCCGGAUCUGUAUCUGUGGGAAAAAGAUUUUACUCUUGCAGGAAGAAAGUACAAAAGAGAAGAUUUGGAGCUUAGAAAUGAAAGGGGCCAUACCUUGAGGUGUAGUCAUUAUGUUCCUGCUCAAUUCCCAGAUGACUCUCCUCUUCCUUGUGUUGUAUACUGCCAUGGGAACAGUGGAUGUCGAGCUGAUGGAAACGAGGCUGCCGUGGUUCUUCUCCCUUCAAAUAUUACAGUAUUCACUCUUGAUUUUUCAGGUUCAGGUUUAUCUGAUGGUGAUUACGUCAGUCUUGGUUGGCACGAGAAAAAUGAUCUCAAGGUUGUGGUGUCAUAUUUGAGAAGCAAUGAAAAAAUUUCCCGUGUAGGUCUUUGGGGGAGGUCAAUGGGUGCUGUAACCAGCCUUCUUUAUGGAGCUGAAGAUCCUUCCAUAGCUGGAAUGGUGUUGGACAGCGCCUUCUCUAAUUUGUUUGAUCUCAUGAUGGAACUUGCAGAUGUAUACAAGAUCCGGCUUCCAAAGUUUACGGUUAAGGUGGCUGUUCAUUACAUGCGACGAGCAAUCCGCAAGAAGGCAAAAUUUGAUAUCAAUCGCCUUGACUGCAUACAGGUUGCGCCAAAGACAUUUAUUCCAGCUUUAUUUGGACAUGCUAAAGAUGACAAGUUUAUUAAUCUUUGCCACUCCGAAGCCAUCUUUAAGUCAUAUGCGGGUGAUAAGAAUAUUAUCAAGUUUGAUGGCGAUCACAAUUCUUCUCGACCUCAAUUUUAUUAUGAUUCUGUAUCAAUUUUCUUCUACAAUGUCCUUCACCCUCCUCGACCUCCAUCUACAUUUCCUGCUAAGGUUGAGAAAUAUUAUGAUUUGGGAGACCUGAAGGGCAGUGCUAGCAGGAACGAGAAUCUUUUAUACGAGAUUAUAGCCGGUCUUCAGAAUGUCAGUACCAACGCAGCAAGCUCAUCUUCUUUACCACCAAGCAUUGCAACGAUGAAGUCCGUGGGGGAACUCCUUUCUGACAUUGCACCAGUUGCUACUGAUUCCUUGGUUACCGAAGGUCAUAUACGCUGUGACAAUAGCCCGUCACUUGCACAGGACAAGCUAAGUACCAAAAAUGAAGAGUGCUACUCAUAUACAAGUUCAAACAGAGAGAGUUGGGGAAGAUGCUCAUCUCUGGGCAGUGAUGACGAACCUUCUUCCAUGGAUUGCAUUAGAGCUACUGACUAUGAUCAGACAACUAUAAAGGUGCUUGCCACACCUCUUCGAAAUACUCAACAAAGCACAUUAAGCUCACCCAAGGAUGAAAAGAAGAAGAAAGCAUCCACAGAAACAAAGAAGUCCAAGCACGAGAAGUUUGAAAAGCUGGAGGCUCUAAGCCAGCGUUUGCGGCUUUGCAUUCUGAAAAGAGUUAAGCAUAGGAGACAUUGCUCGUCAUGA